Messenger RNA from Symbiodinium sp. CCMP2456, 1230 nucleotides. NCBI's taxonomy places the organism in Eukaryota, Dinophyceae, Suessiales, Symbiodiniaceae. The record is from the annotation of a GenBank genome assembly.
AUGGUGCGUGUCGCAAUAUGUGCCUUGGCAUUGUGCGCCAUUGGCACCAGAGCCCAGUUCUUGCCACCAGGAACCACAGAUGUUCCAAUUCCAAGGCCAGGAGAUUGUGGCCAAGUGGGCCCUGCAACAUAUGUUUAUAGAAUGUCACAGGAGAAGCCGAACGAUUAUUUCCCGGCAAUCUGUGCGGGCAUGGGUGGCGCAGAAGUUCGCUUUAACGACCCUUGCGCGUGGGCCCAUGGACAAGCUCAAAUGACCGGAGCCCAUUUUACGAACAUGUGCAAAGGUGCCACGCGCAUGAUUCACUGGCAUAACCAGGCUGAUGAGUGGGGCUUUGUUAGCAAAGGACGUCUCAUGACUUUUGUGGCCAGCCCGGACGGGCUGCCGUGGCCGAGCUCUACCAACAUUUUGGAACCACGUGGUGUGUGGUACUUCCCAUCCAGCUGGCUGCACGGACUUAUGUGUGUUACGCCAGAGGAAGAAGGUGGCUGCGAGUUCACCAUCGUGUUUGCAUCGCCUCAGGCUGCAGAACCCAACGGCCACAAUCUCGACACCACUUUGGCACAAGCGGACGAUGACGUGGCUGCUGCUGCCCUUGGACUUUCCCUGGCCACGUAUGAAGCUUCCAGACCUGCUUUUGGCAGAGCAGAGCAUUCUAUUCAUUACAGCAACAGCAAUAUGACAGCUCCCAUUGUAACAGCAGUGGCUCCUGGUGCAUGUGAUCCGGAGUGCCCACCAAUUCACGAGACUGUUGGGGCACCAGCAGCAGUCCAGUCCAUCGUAGAGCAGCGAGUGGAACUGCCGGGUGUGGCUGGAGUCACAUUGUACCGCAUCCGCACAGACCAGUUCCCUUUCUCUCGCACAAUGUCCCAAGAGCGUACCGAGCUGGCACCCGGGGCUGUCCGUCCCGUGGUUUGGACAACAGCGGACUCCUUCUUCAUGGUCGUGUCGGGCACAGUCACCGUUUCAAUGGAGGGUGGCAUCUUGGGCAAGGAGGCGCACCUGGCGUUUACGAACGAGACCCUGAAGGCCGGUGACGCUGCAUACUUCCCCAAUGGGCGUGCUUACUGGUUCCGGGAGGCGACCGGAAAGGCUUCUGCAGAAACCAUCAAUGUGUUCAACGUCGGCAUCUGGAAAAGCAUUGAGUUGGGUCACGCCAUCUCCGAGAUGCCCAAUAUUGUGGUGAUGUCCAACCUCCACCAAGCACACUUUGCGAAGCCCGUCCACAUCUGA